UGAAAAUAUCAAUUGACAACGAGAGUGACUCUGUCAAGCUCUAGGCCGCGAAUCCCGUGCUCCGCCGCCGUAAGCUCACCGCCCGUAAUACCGAUGGAUCCCAUCACCGUCUUCGACAAAGAGAGACACGUGUUCUUCCUUCAAGUGAUGCUCGACUCUCUGCCGGCGGAGUACGAGACCCAGGAGAUCAACACCCUCACCCUCGCCUACUUCGCCGUCUCCGCCCUCAAAAUCCUCGAUGCCCUAGAUCUCGUUGACAAGGUGCAGAUCGUGAAUUGGGUUUUAUCCUUUCAAGCCCACCCAAAGGACGAAUCCGAGUUGAAGAAUGGGCAGUUCUAUGGAUUUCAUGGGUCGAAAAGUUCUCAGUACUCAGAUGCCGAUUCAAAGGUUUCAGGUCACAAUGGCAGUCAUCUUGCAAGCACUUACUGUGCUCUGGGAUUGUUGAAGAUUCUUGGUUAUGAUUUUUCUAGAAUUGAUUCUGAGUCUAUUUUGAUUUCGAUGAGGAACCUUCAACAGAGUGAUGGGAGUUUUAUGCCCACACACAUUGGGGCGGAAACAGACCUACGAUUUGUAUAUUGUGCCGCUGCCAUUUGUUCUAUGUGCGAUAAUUGGAUUGGGAUGGACAAAGGAAAGGCCAAAGAUUAUAUAGUCCAAUGCCAGUCAUAUGAUGGUGGCUUUGGUUUAGUACCAGGCUCCGAAUCUCAUGGUGGUGCCACUUACUGUGCGGUUGCUGCUCUCCAACUAAUGGGUUUUAUUGAAGAUGAUAUCCUUAAUAAAUUUAGACCAUCCAGUGUGAUCAAUGUGCCAAUGCUAGUGGAGUGGAGCAUGCAGAGGCAAGCAGCUGAUGGAGGAUUUAAUGGCCGAGCUAACAAGCCCAGUGAUACUUGUUAUGCAUUCUGGGUAGGUGGGGUUUUGAAGAUGCUAGGAGCUUAUCAACUUCUUGAUAGGGUAGCUUUGCGGAGAUUUCUACUUUCUUGCCAAUCUCAGUACGGUGGUUUUACAAAGUUUCCUGAGAAUAUGUUGCCCGAACUCUAUCAUUCAUACUACGGGUUUUCCGCAUUAAGCUUGUUGGAGGAGCCAGGGCUCAACCCACUUUGUGUUGAACUAGGGUUUCCACUUUAAAUCCUAUUGCAAUUUGUGCUGUGUUCUCAUUACUCAAGGUAUGGAACUCAGAUUCAAGAUUUUGCGGGUGGCAGCUUCAGUAAAUGUGAAGUACAGUAUCUGAGAUUGGAAGAUAUGCAAAGUUACCGUGGAUUGAGAAACUGCUAUUCUGACAAAUAUUGUUACACUUAUUACUUAGUAUAUUAUUAUUAUUAUUAUUCUAAUGGAUGUGAAAUCAGGCUAUGAACUCUUUGAGCAUUCAUUGAUACCUUCAGUAUCCAAUGUUAAAUUUUUGCA
Asparagus officinalis (garden asparagus) is the source of this 1398-nucleotide messenger RNA. RefSeq names its product geranylgeranyl transferase type-1 subunit beta. Bases 94 to 1122 code for a protein of 342 amino acids. Gene Ontology annotation, biological process: protein geranylgeranylation. Gene Ontology annotation, cellular component: CAAX-protein geranylgeranyltransferase complex. The record is from RefSeq and is a predicted model, not a curated record. Lineage: Eukaryota; Viridiplantae; Streptophyta; Magnoliopsida; Asparagales; Asparagaceae. Gene Ontology annotation, molecular function: CAAX-protein geranylgeranyltransferase activity. The transcript is spliced from 11 exons.